This is a messenger RNA of Ochotona curzoniae (black-lipped pika), 1628 nucleotides long. RefSeq names its product leucine rich repeat LGI family member 4 (gene LGI4). Gene Ontology annotation, biological process: myelination in peripheral nervous system; neuron maturation. The transcript is spliced from 9 exons. The record is from RefSeq and is a predicted model, not a curated record. NCBI's taxonomy places the organism in Eukaryota, Metazoa, Chordata, Mammalia, Lagomorpha, Ochotonidae. The coding region runs from base 6 to 1628 and encodes 540 amino acids. Gene Ontology annotation, molecular function: protein binding.
GGGGCAUGGGAGGGGCAGCCCCGCUGCUGUUGCUGCUGCUGCUGCUGGACGGACCAGGGCAGGGGGCAGCCUGGAGAGCCCCGAAGAGCAAGUGUUCCCCCAGCUGUUCCUGCUCCAAAGACAGCGCGCUGUGCGAGGGCUCCCCGGAGCUGCCCAGGAGCCUCCCUCCCACACUACUAUCCCUCUCACUCGUCAGGACCGGACUCACCCAACUGAAGGCCGGAAGCUUCCUGAAGGUGCCAUCUCUGCACCUGCUCCUCUUCACCUCCAACUCCUUCUCUGUGAUUGAGGAUGAUGCGUUUGCAGGCCUGUCGCACCUGCAGUAUCUUUUCAUCGAGGACAACAAGAUUGGCUCCAUCUCUAAGAACGCCCUCCGAGGACUCCGCUCGCUCACACACCUAAGCCUGGCCAAUAACCACCUGGAAGCUCUGCCCAGGUUCCUGUUCCGAGGCCUGGACACCCUGACUCAUGUGGACCUCCGCGGGAACCCGUUCCAGUGCGACUGUCGUGUCCUCUGGCUGCUGCAAUGGCUGCCCACUGUGAAUGCCAGCGUGGGCACUGGGGCCUGCGCAGGCCCCACAGCCUUGGCCCACAUGCAGCUCCAUCAGUUGGACCCAAAGACCUUCAAGUGCAGAGCCACAGAGCUGUCCUGGUUCCAGACAGUCCGGGAGUCGGCACUGGGCGUGGAGCCCUUCUCCUACCAGGGGGAGCCCCAUGUCAUCCUGGCUCAGCCCUUUGUUGGCCGCUGCCUGAUCCUCGCCUGGGACUACAGCCUGCAGCGCUUCCAGCCCAAGGAAGAGCUGGCAGCACCUUCGGUGGUAGCCUGCAAACCGCUGGUGCUGGGCCCUCGCCUCUUUGUGCUGGCCGCCCGCCUGUGGGGUGGCUCCCAGCUGUGGGAGCGGUCCCGCCCAGACCUGCGCCUGACCCUGACCCAGGCCCUGGCCCCACGGAGGCUGCUGCGGCCCAACGACGCCGAACUCCUAUGGCUGGAAGGGGACCCCUGCUUCGUGGUGGCUGAUGCCUCCAAGGCGGGCAGCACUACCUUGCUAUGCCGAGACGGGCCCGGCUUCUACCCGCGCCAGAGCCUGCAUGCCUGGCACCGGGACACGGAUGCUGAGGCCCUGGAACUGGACGGACGGCCCCACCUGCUGCUGGCCUCGGCCUCACAGCGGCCCGUGCUCUUCCACUGGCUCGGGGGCCGCUUUGAGAGGCGCACGGACAUCCCCGAAGCCGAAGACGUUUAUGCCACGCGCCACUUCCAGGCCAGCGGAGACGUCUUCCUGUGCCUUACCCGCUACAUCGGGGACUCCAUGGUCAUGCGCUGGGACGGCUCCAUGUUCCGCCUGUUGCAGCAGCUCCCCUCGCGAGGAGCUCACGUCUUCCAGCCGCUGCUCAUCGCCAGGGACCAGCUGGCCAUCCUGGGCAGCGACUUCGCCUUCAGUCAGGUCUUGCGUCUGGACUCUGACAAGGGGCUUCUGGAGCCGUUGCAGGAGCUGGGGCCUCCGGCCUUGGUGGCCCCUCGGGCCUUCGCCCACAUCGCCGUGGCUGGCAGACGCUUCCUGUUCGCGGCUUGCUUCAAGGGCCCCACGCAGGUCUACCAGCACCGCGAGUUAGACCUCAGCGCCUAA